UCACUAAUAUAUGCUUUUCUUGUAUUUCUGUUCUUGUAAGAUAGCGAACAGAUGUUAUAUUUUCUUUGAACUCAAACGAAAUCUUCCAGCAUUUAUUUUCUCUGUUUCUACAUUUAGGUCAGCCAUCAGUGUACUGUCGAAAUGAUUCAUCCGCUGAACUAUUCACGGGUAUUCAUCUGUCCAAGAAUGUAACAACCGCGGUCACAACAUACAAUGAUAUUUCGGCAUCACAGUGUGAGAACAAAUGUUUUAGUGAUUCAUAUGUAUGCAACAUGUUUGAACACUACCCGGAUAGCACGUGUACAUUAUUUACAAUAGAUGAAAAUCAACCGUUUUCCAGUGACGUCAAGUUUAAAGAGACAGAAAUUACAUCUUGGUUGGAUAAAGAAUUCUGGGAAACAAAACCUGUCGUUGUUGAUUUAAGAGGAACAUUAAUCUGUUGGAGAGAUUCAAUAGAAUUUCAAUUUCCGCGAUUUAGAAAGAAACUUACUGGUUUGAGCACUUACAAUACGUCACUCACAGUGAGGAAAACUCAGCGGAAAGUGAUAUUAAGCCCUGGAUAUCCAUUUUACUACGAUGCAUUUCAAGUGUUCCUGUGGACAGUUGAUUCUGAAAAUUAUAUCAAAAUAUUAUUUUUGGAUAUUUCUUUGAAAAGCUUUUCAAACAAAAGUCAAUGUAAUUACAACCAGAGUUCAUACGAUGUAAUACUUCUUUCGAAAAAGCCACUUGCAUUCAGCUUGGACAAGAUACCGGAAUACAUUGGCUUUUACUUUGGGUUUGAAAGAAAUGGACAAUCUCCAGUUAUUCGCACAGAUUCGACAAUUUUGUACCUAUAUUUCUGGACAUAUGGCAACACUGAGGAUCUGACUGCCCGAGGAUUCAGGGCGUUAGUUUAUUCAGAAGACACUCCGGAAUGUGGUCUACCAGAUGAAGACAAAAUAUACAGAUGCAGCAUGUACUACGUUAGAUUUGCCUCACAAGAAAUAUGGCAAACACCCGAUAGAGCGUACGAAACGCACUUCAUAUACUCUCCAAAGGAUGUAGGAGGCAUUUUUUCUUACAUCAGAGUGGUAUUCGAAAGAUUUGAAGUCAGCUGUUUUAAGGAUUCGCAGUUCAUUUUGUACGGACAUUUGGAAACUUGGAACAUAUGCAACCUAAACAAACCAAGGGGGCCAAUGAUACUUUACAACAAGAUGGAGAUUAAGUAUAGAACAGCGACAACCAUAGACCCGCGCCAUCCCAUCGAACAUUUCCGUUCCCUAGUUAAACACAUCAAGCGAGAAGACAGCCCUAAUAGACCACCACCCUUUUUCUUUGAGGAAAUAACAAAAGUGUGUCAUGAAAACAAUGUAGGUCCUAGCCACGGCGCUUGUUUACAAACGGGGGCAUAUCGAACUAUAAAGGAAUUGUGUGUGGAUCAGUUUUCCAAAUGCUAUACACUGUAUAAUCUUAUGCAAGAUGUAAAGACAAAUACGUGGACAUGGGCAGCGAGCUAUUGUGAGAAGAAAGAUGGCUUCCUGUUGACUUUGCAAAGUCCAGAGGAGAUUAACUACAUACGAAGGGCUUUGCUGGAAUUCAGCAUGAGAUUUGUUUGGGUCUCAAAGAGUUACCAAGAUAGAUCAACUCACAUUGGUUUAUUUCGUUUCACAAACAGUGAAGGGAUUGUUGAAGAACGAUGGACAGAUGGGUCGCCUCUAACAAUUACUGCAUGGUCCAGAGAUGACCAAACAAUGAUGGACGCAAAGAGAGAUUGUACAAUAAUGGACUUCACAAACAUUUCAAAUGAGAACCCCUGGCACAGAACGAGUUGUGAUGAUGUUGUCGAGUUUCUGGUUUGUGAGAAGAAAAUUGCAAAAAGAGCCACUGUGAUCGAUGUAACGAGAGUUAGAGACUUUGUUAAGACAGACAUGCAGGAUAUUGCUCAUAUACUAUACCGAUGCGCAGUAGACGAGUGGAUACAUAUAUUAUCCGUGUGUAACGGAGUGACUGAAUGUUCAAAUGGUAUUGAUGAACUUGAUUGCAAUGAAGCAAAAGUGUGUGGCGGAGUACAUUUUCAGUGCACAGAUGGAGAGUGUAUCCAUAUAAGCAGAGUUUGUGAUUUUCGGCAAGACUGCGCUGAUAAUUCCGAUGAAUUCUGUGAUUUUCAAAUAAAUUCAUCUGGACAGGAAUUCACAUGCGCCAAUUCUCAGUCUAUACCUCAGUACCAAAUCUGUGAUGCUGUCCCACAUUGCUUAGAUGGCAGUGAUGAACAGAACUGUGAAACAUGUAACUCAUCAGUAGCCUUUCAAUGCGGGGAUAAACGAUGCAUUCCUCUUCAUCUUACCUGUGACAUGUAUGCUGACUGCGAAUUCGCCGAGGACGAGGUAUCGUGUGAGGAGUGGAAAUACAAUACAUGUGACGACGUAUUUCUGGGUGGCAUUAGAGAUUCUGGCGUCUUUCUUAUAGGGGAUGUUUGGGCGGAGUGUAUAUUUGACUUCUACAAUAAAACAGUUAUUAUGAACUUCCACAACAUAGACUGGAAACAAGUAGCUCGACACGAUGACUGGAUACAAAUUAUUCCUGAAGCGGCCGUUAAAGAGGCUUUUAGAAGCGGAUAUACCUGUUAUCAGAAGUUGACCUUGGAUUUGCCAGUUUACCGAAAAGAAAUGGAAAGUGUCCUGAAUCAUUUUAACAAUUCCAAUGCAAUUCAAGAAUUUGUUAUUCCGAUAACCAUAAGAUCUGAAGAUGAGAUUUCCCCUGGAUUGCAUGUUCUUAUAGAAGGUGAUGUUGGUCAUACAAAUAUAAUCUUUGGCAAGAAUUACAACGAACAUAAACGUUCAAUUUACACAGGCCUAGUCUCUUGCUAUAAAGAAUUCAUUUCUGCGGAAGUGUCAGUCGAAAAUCACUGGAUGUACCUGACUCCAUGUGGAUUAAAUCUUCGGCCGGUCUAUAUAAAGACACCUUGUGUGUUUGAUACAGAUGGAGCAAGACCAGUUGAUGGAUGUAGAUCCCUGGAACACCUUAAGAACUGUGAACAAUACCAGUGUUCUGUUGGAUAUUUCAAAUGUCCCAGAAGCUUUUGUGUUCCCUACAGUCUUGUAUGUGACGGGCGCAUACACUGUCUAGAUGGAACAGAUGAAAUGAACUGCUCUUCGAGCCCAGGCAUUCAAAGUAUUUAUAUAUAUUUCUUCGGUGUCGACAAUGACCUUGCUCACGCCGCACACAACCUAGCUGCCCAACUCUACAAAGAGGACUUGCGUAUACAAAUAAUCAACAUUGUAAAAAGCAUAAUCAUAAACACUAAGGACGGAUUGUCAACUGGAUACAUAUUUAGAACAUAUCACUUGACUUCGAUUAUGUCAUAUAUCAACAGAAACCAAAAAGAGCUUAACAUUUCACUAGAUAAUUUUGAGACUGAUAUGAAUAAAGUAGUUCAAAAGUUUAACGCAAAUGAAACACUGACACUGUUCCUACAAAAUAAGAAACUUAAAAAGGACGAAGAAUACAUAAUAGAUAAAAUCGAUAAAACCUUAUCAUCACAAUUCAAAUACAGAGUAGAAAAAAAGGAGAACUUGCACAAAAAAUUGCAAAUGACAAUGCCAGGAAACAAAUUGCUAAGAUACGUGGCGAUAGAUACAUGGAAAGUAUUGAGGACAGGAGGAUCAUUACUUUUUCCGGACAUUUAUACCGCCGAUUCACCCUGCAGGAAUGCUUUUCGCUGUGGCUUCAGCCAUGUAUGCAUACCUUUGUCACAGGUUUGUGACAAAAAGCCACAGUGUCCACAUGGAGAGGACGAAGAAGUGUGCGAUUUCGUGUGUCCAAAAUAUUGUGCAUGUAAAGGAUAUAGUGCUUCGUGUCCAAAGCAGUCGCACAACGUUUUCAAUUUCUUGUCAAGUUCCAUACGUACCUUGGAUGUAAACCACUGCACUGGAUUGAAUGGGACGCUCGAUAUACAAUCAAAUUUCUUCUUCUUGAUAGAACUGAACAUUUCAUUUUCUAAUAUUACAUUUGUCUCACAUGAAUCAUUUUCGCACACCAAACACCUGUUAACUUUGGAUUUAAGUCACAAUUUACUCACUGUUAUUCGAAACGACGUGUUUGAUGGAUUAAGACACUUGAAGCUGCUGCUUCUUUGUGGAAACGGUCUGAUUUCUGUGAUUGAGCCCUCUGCCUUCAGUGGCUUGGGUGUAAAAGACUUGACUAUUUCUUACACGAAACUCAAAAGUAUUUCUAAAGAAAGUUUCAAAGAAUUAAAUCUUUCAAAAUUAGAUUUAUCCCAUGGUUCAAUCGAGACAGUCGAAGAUUUUGCUUUCCAAGGUUUGAUAGUUAGUGAGCUGGAUAUAGGUUUUAAUCCAAUCAGUUACUUUGGCAAGGCAAUGUUUAAGGGCUUAAUAGGUGUGCAAAAACUAAAGACACCAAUGUACAAAUUUUGUUGCAUACGUCCUAUAUACUUGGAAGAGAAAAACUGCUUUCCUCACAGAGAUGAAUUUUCGUCGUGCGGAGAUUUGAUGAGACGAACAAGUCUUCAAGUUUUACUUUGGAUCAUCGGUAUACUGGCAAUAGCUGGAAAUAUCGUUUCAAUAGUGUUUCGAGUCUUUUUCGAUAAGAAACGUCUGAAAAUGGUGUACGGAAUUUUCGUUACAAAUCUUGCUCUUGCUGAUUUGUUAAUGGGAUUUUAUAUGCUGAUCAUUGCCAUUGCCGACAGUGUGUACCGUGGUAGAUAUAUUGAAGAAGAUGAGUUUUGGAGAAGGAGCGUUUGGUGCAGACUGGCCGGAGUAUUGUCGACAGUUUCUUCUGAAGCCAGUGUUCUGUUCGCUUGUCUAAUCACUGUAGACAGGCUGAUUGUAAUUAAAUACCCCUUUGGAUCAGUGCGCAUUUCAAUAACUCUUGCUAAAGUGAUGGUCCUUUUUUGCUGGAUUAUCUGUUUUAUCAUAGCUAUUUUACCAAUUGUUCAGUCAAAAUAUUUUGGAGAUCAGUUCUACUCUAAAUCCGCCGUGUGCCUAGCUUUACCCCUUACAAAAAAUCGGUCAGCCGGGUGGCUGUACUCCAUUGUUAUUUUUAUUGGGUUCAAUUUUAUAACAUUUAUUAUGAUAGCACUUGGCCAAAUAAUGAUCUACUAUGAAGUACACAAACAUUCAUCUGCGAUGGCAAAGAACAGUUCUGCCAGGCGAAAUGAUCUGAAAGUUGCCAAGAAUCUUCUACUUCUUGUAACGACAGACUUUGCCUGUUGGUUUCCUAUUGGAUGCAUCGGCAUGCUGUCUUUGAAUGGACAUAUUAUACCAGGCGAGAUAUACGCAUGGACUGCAGUUUUAAUACUACCAAUUAAUUCUGCUAUAAAUCCGUUUUUGUACACAUUAAUGGCUGUUAUAAAUAACAAGAAAUUCAACCCCAGCACGGACGAACAAGCUCGGUUUCAGUAUGCUACAGUUAAGAGAAAGGGGUUACUACAAGCAUACAGAGGGCUUUGGUUUCCUGAUCAAAAUGUCAAAUAUGAUGUCUACAAUUUAAAGAAUGAUGUUGUCUUAACGUUGAAGCCAAGGGACCUAUUAUGGAUCCAUGUUGAAUUUUGGAAGAUUUUGCAUUUACAUCACAGACGGGGGUUGUUUUUCAAAUACCUGAAAGCCGAGCACGUGUUGGUGUUUUUGCCAACAAACAAGAUCCACGGAGGAGUCAGAAUCGAACAGAAACCGAUUGAAUUCACCACAGACACUGCACCAAAAAAGGACAUUUACAUGGCCGGUGAAAUUCUGAGGUCAUUGACGAAAAGUUAAAUUUCGCUCAAGGGAUUCAAAUGAACUAUAGCUUUUCAGUUAUUUUAUAAUAAGAUUUAUAUUUUGUCCAGUGUUAAUGUGGCUUGUUUCUAUAUUUCUGAUAUAAGAUUUUGUGAGAAAAAACGAGUUAAUGAAUUAAUCUAUAUCUUUAUUUUCAUAUUAAACGUUGUGUAUACAGGAGAUAACAUAUUUCAGAGAAAUUGUUAACAGACGCAUCUUUUACUAAAAUAUAUUGUCUUAGACGUAGAAAGUGUAUAUCAAAUGUAUUUAAGGAUGUACGAGCGUAUUUUUCAGGAUAUCCGCCAUUUUGAAUAAUGUUUCUUCGAAUAUUGCUUUCUAACAAAAGUUUUGCCAAAUAUUAUUGCUAAUUAAAAUAUGGCUAUUAAUGAACCAUUUAACCAAAUAGAUUCUACUUUUUGUGAAAAAGAUUCACUCUUAUUUUUGGCUGGCAUUUGCCUAAAAUUGACAUAAAAUUUACAAUGCAAUUUCAAAUAUCUAUUAAAAUAGAUCAGGUUUGGUUUUGAUAUUUUUCUGGCUGAUACACAUUUUGAUAAGCUAUAAUUGAAAUAAAACUUUUCAAGAUAGCACUUUAUAUAAUCUAGAAAAUAUAAAUUAAUACAAAAAGAAAUAAAAAAAAAUAUCAAAAGUGGGAUACCAUAUGUUUUAUAAAGUACCACCAUUUUUUUCAAUUUUACAAAAUUUCAAAACUGCUUAAACAGUGGGUGAAGAAAAUGUCCUAUAAAAUUAAAUUGACUUUGGUGACCUUGUUUUUUCUUAUAUUGUUCGUCUUAGAAACUAAUACUCUUCUAGCUCACAGAGUAUAAAAAAAUGUCUUAACGUUAGAAAAAAAAUCGUUCCUACAUCCUUUACUUGGCUAGAUAUUUAUAGAUUUUUAGAUUAUUAGACUUGUAUCAGAAAUAUGCAUGAGUUAUGUAGCGGAAAUAUUGCGCGACUUUAUGAGUGCAUUAUUAUUCCGCGAAAGAACGAGUGCAUAGUUCUCGAUGCAAAUCUAAUAAUCCGUUUCUUACAUUUAUUUUUAUUACAUUUAUAUUUAAAAUUCAUUCAUUUUAUUACAAUUAUUUUUUAAAUCAUCUUAUUACAUACACAUCUGCAUUUAAAACUAUUAUAUAAAUAAUUCAAAUUUGUUAUUUAGCCAGGGUGGAAUUGAAAAUAUCGCCGAUAAAGAACCUUUCACAGCGAAACUGACGUCACAAGUAACGUCACACACCAGAUAUGAAAUUUGAACGUCAGUAUGGAAAAUUAUUACAUACCUAAAAUUAUUUUCCAUUGGGUUUCAAUAAAUCGCGAUCGUGCAAUAUUUUUUCAUAUCAUGGCGUGGAACGUUUUCAUAUCGGACGUGGAAUGUUUAAUAAACGUUGUAAUGGAAAGAAUCGCGUGACGUCCAUGGCGUCCACGCGCACGUUGCAACAACAAGUGGACGUCAUUUUUGCGGAAAAUAAUAAUGCGCGUUAGUUUGAUUUGUUUAUUGCAUUUUGCGGAGAAAUUAUUUUCGCAUUUUUCCUGUCUUUCGUUACAGAAUGAUAAUUUAGAUAUAACUCAAUAAUUUUAGAGUGGAUAUGUAAUAAAAAGGUUAUCAUCUUUGUAUGUGAAUAUAUGCACUCGUUCUUUCGCGGAUAAUAUUGCGCUCCUAAAGUCGCGCAAUAUUACCGCUGCAGAACUCGUGCAUAUAUCCAUAUAAAAAGUUAAUAACCUAUAAGUAUUGACGUUUCAAGUUCCAUUGAAACUUAAUGGAGUUUUUAAAUGAGCUUGUAAUAUGAUAACGUACGGUGUAUUUAAGAGCGAUUUAACAGUAAAACUGUCAUUUAUUUAAAAAAAUGCAUGUUUAUAAUGGUAGUGCAGAUUUUUACUGUGUCUAUUUAUACAUUUAUUGAUUGUGUACAAUUUAACCUUACCUUACAUUUAACCUUACUGUUUGUGUAUGUAAAAAUGCCUAUUUAGUGAUAACAUAUAUUUUGUGUAAUACUUGUUCUCUCGUUGUUUUGUUAAAUAUGAGUUUUAUUCGUAAAAGCCAUUAUAUUAAAAAGAAAAUAUGAAAUAUGAUAAUGUGCACCUCUUGGAAAAUAAAACUCUGUUUUCGCUAAGGGGCAUUGUAAGAGUCUUGUAUACACUUCUUUCAUGGUUUGCCGGUCGGUAGUAAUAAUGUCAUUCAAUAGGGGUUAAAAUUGCAGUUGUUAGUCUGGUUUAUGUCAUGAAACUUGAUAUAAACUGCGAACAACUACAGUUCGAUUACAAGGUCAUACGUGUUUCACGUUUUCAAACCAAAAUUUCUCUACUAACAAAAUGACCUUUCUAAUUUAUAAUUAUAUUUUGUUUUAGCUUGAACUCACGUUUUUCUUAUACUAGAAACACUAAAAUAUUGAAGCGGAGUUGAGGUUACAAACGCCAUCUUUAAUGUUUACAAACAUGAUGUUUACAAAAACGAACUGUAAUAUCUAUGUCUAAUAACAGUAAUGUACAUUUGAUGAAUACACUUAAAAUUAAAAUCGGUCAGUUUCAACUCGUAAAUAUGUAUUGUAAGUAAUGCUUUCUUUUUAUGUUUUUUUCGUCGGUAUAAAAAUACUUUUCAUUGAAGAUAAGGGUUCUUUAUACAUGUUACAUUAUUAUUGUUACAUACGUAUUUACUAUAUUCUGUGGAACCAAUUCAUAUUUUUCUAGUGUCGUGUUUUAAAUUAUAUUACUUUUGUUUAUUGCAUAUGAUUAUGUUUUACGCAAUUAAUCAGUUUGUUCAAAGAUUUUCCCAUUAUCUUGUGUAAUUGGAUAAUGCACUGUGCUCUUUUUUUUCUGAGUCAAACGCUUAUCGAAUUUGUGCCACCAAGGUCUUUGCGGCUAAGUUUUGGGCAGCAACAGAGGAAUGGGGUUCACUUUAGUUUACAUUUAAGGACUGUAUGUUUUUAAGCAUUGGAUACAAUAAAUUUUCAAGCAACCCCAGCCGUUUGUUUCUACGCUGGGUUCAUGGGAUCUAAUUUCGGGUAUGUGAUUUAAAGUAAACUACAUAAUUUGUUCUCGAAAGUGCACAGCGUAGAUACCAAAUAGCAUGCACGGAGAAAUAACUACAUGUGUCAGUAAUUUCUUUUUGAAUUGAGAGAGACACCUAUAAAAAUAUUUUUCAUUGAAGAUAAGGGUUCUUUACAUAUGUUACAUAUUAUUGUAGCACUAUCUUCAGGCCCCUCAACUAGAGGUGAAUAAUUAAUACCCAAGUAGGCUUCUUAUCUAAUUUAAAGUUGCACUGACUUGUAUGUUUCUAGUAAAUGUUGUUUGUAUAAUGUAUUAUUAAUUCAUGUUGUAUUUAAAAUCAGAAAGA
Mercenaria mercenaria is the source of this 9072-nucleotide messenger RNA. RefSeq lists its product as uncharacterized. Lineage: Eukaryota; Metazoa; Mollusca; Bivalvia; Venerida; Veneridae. Gene Ontology annotation, biological process: G protein-coupled receptor signaling pathway. The coding region runs from base 273 to 5750 and encodes 1825 amino acids. Gene Ontology annotation, cellular component: membrane. The transcript is spliced from 25 exons. The record is from RefSeq and is a predicted model, not a curated record. Gene Ontology annotation, molecular function: protein binding; G protein-coupled receptor activity.